This is a messenger RNA of Chenopodium quinoa (quinoa), 2510 nucleotides long. RefSeq names its product ATP-dependent 6-phosphofructokinase 3-like. Gene Ontology annotation, biological process: glycolytic process; fructose 6-phosphate metabolic process. Gene Ontology annotation, molecular function: ATP binding; 6-phosphofructokinase activity. Gene Ontology annotation, cellular component: cytoplasm. The transcript is spliced from 13 exons. The coding region runs from base 621 to 2108 and encodes 495 amino acids. NCBI's taxonomy places the organism in Eukaryota, Viridiplantae, Streptophyta, Magnoliopsida, Caryophyllales, Amaranthaceae. The record is from RefSeq and is a predicted model, not a curated record.
AAUAAGGUUAAGGUGGUAUUGGGUUGGAACUUGAUAUUUAAUACCAUGUGUUUGGUUAAAUUCUGGAAUGAAAUAUCAUCCCCUUAAUUUCAUGUAUUUGAUACCUAAGGGAAUGGAAUGAGCCAAACCCACCCCCCAAGGUUUCUAAACCCCAUACCUUAUGGGUUUGAGGUAUGGGUUUAAAAAUCAUAUUUUUGACAACCAAACAUAUAGUAUGAGUUUUUAUUAUUCUAAACUCAUACCUCAUGCCUAUAAUCCGCGAACCAAACACCCCAUCAAAUAAUCCAAAUGAAAAAAAAAUAAAAAAAAUGAAAAACCAAGUGUCAAAAAGACCAAAACCGUUUGUGCUCCCCUGGUUUAUUUGAGUCACCUUUAUUCCUCCCCUUUCUUCUCUCUUACUUCUUCUUCCUCUUCUUCUUCUACUACCAAACUUCACAUACAUCACUCUUCCUUUUCUCCACCCUUCUCAUUUCUCCGGCACACCGCUUUCUCUCUCCUCACCACCACCCGCCACCUGUCCACCUUCUCCACCGUCUGAUCUUCCCUUACUCUGCACCUUACUGUACUAGAUCAAAUCCCAAUCACAAUCACACUUCCAAUUUCUUGGGUUUUUCUAUGCUAUGGAAUCCUCCAAUACUUCCGGUGCACCCUCAAAUCCCACCGUUGGAUCUUCCAACAAUGGCGUGAUUAGUUUCGACGGCUGUGAUUCUUCGACACAUCUCAUGCCCAAGAUUGUUCAAGGACAGUGUGGGUUUGUUCUUGAAGAUGUUCCUCAUUUGUGUGAUUACCUCUCUAAUCUCCCUACCUAUCAUAAUCCGUUGCAAGACAAUCCCUCAUAUUCUGUUGUCAAGCGGCAUUUCGUAAAUGAAGAAGAUACAGUCGCUCAGACGAUUGUUGUUCAUGAAGAUAGUCCAAGAGGGAUACAUUUUAGGCGUGCUGGACCUCAGCAGAGGGUGUAUUUUGAAGCUGAUGAAGUGCAAGCUUGCAUUGUGACAUGUGGUGGUCUAUGUCCUGGUUUGAACACAGUUGUCCGAGAAUUAGUAUGUGGUUUAUACCAUAUGUAUGGCAUCACUAGAGUACUUGGUAUUGAGGGAGGCUAUAGAGGUUUCUAUGCUCGAAAUACUGUAUCAUUAACUCCCAAAUCUGUAAACGACAUCCACAAACGUGGUGGAACAGUCCUUGGUACUUCACGAGGAGGCCAUGAUACCAUAAAGAUAGUUGACAGCAUAGAGGAUCGAGGGAUUAAUCAGGUAUACAUAAUUGGAGGUGAUGGUACUCAAAGAGGGGCAUCUGUGAUUUAUGAGGAAGUCAGAAGACGAGGACUAAAAGUUUCUGUUAUUGGGAUUCCCAAGACCAUAGACAAUGAUAUUCCGGUUAUAGACAAGUCCUUUGGUUUUGACACUGCUGUGGAGGAGGCGCAAAGAGCAAUUGAUGCAGCACAUGUGGAAGCUAUGAGUGCGGAACAUGGUGUGGGUGUUGUUAAGCUAAUGGGGCGUGAUUGUGGAUUUAUAGCUCUGUAUGCAACUCUUGCCAGCCGAGAUGUGGACUGUUGCUUGAUCCCAGAAUCACCAUUUUAUCUUGAAGGACCUGGUGGACUCUUUGAAUAUAUGGAGAAAAGGCUCAAAGAAAAUGGGCAUAUGGUCAUUGUCAUAGCUGAGGGUGCAGGACAGAAUCUUCUUUCAGAAUGCAUGCCUAAUACGGAUGCAAAGGAUGCCUCAGGGAACAAGCUGUACCAAGAUGUUGGAUUCUGGAUAUCACAGAAAAUAAAGGAUCAUUUCAAGCAGAUCGAUUGGGUGAUAAAUCUCAAAUACAUUGAUCCCACGUAUAUGAUCCGUGCAGUUCCUGCAAAUGCUUCAGAUAAUGUUUACUGUACACUACUUGCACAGAGUGCAGUUCAUGGUGCAAUGGCAGGGUUCACAGGGUUCACUGUUGGGCCAGUUAACAGUCGACAUGCCUACAUACCGUUCCAGCGAAUUACCGAGAAGCAAAACAAGGUUAUAAUAACUGACAGGAUGUGGGCUAGGCUCUUGUCCUCCACCAACCAGCCAAGUUUUUUGGACCCUGAGACCAUUGAAGGAUUGAAGAAAGAAGAGCACAAGCAGACAUAAUAGCUUGAGUAAGAGAAGCUGAUGAAUUUCCUCAAAGCGAAGAGACUACGUUUUCUGUACAUUUCAAUAUGCCUUGAUAUCCUGUAAAACAUAUACCAUGAGAGGGUUGUUGAGGAUUUUAACUUUUUAUGCAAUCACUGAGAAAGAUCUAAAUGAAAUCUUGAUUGGAUGGCGGAAGCUAUGACUGUGCUAACACUUCACCAUUGGGAUUCCUCAAAUUUUGAAAACUGCAUCAGUCAGUGAGAUGUUUUAUGUAAACAAUUUUGUUUCUGAUAAUUUUUUUUUAAAUAGGUGAUUUGUUCUUUGAGAUGGCCUUGUAUAAAAUUGAGACAGUUCCAGUUGUGCUUUGCAGAUUCUUUUUAACCCAUAAUUUGUUCAUAGUGCCAACUUUUGCAUAAAAAA